Messenger RNA from Thalassophryne amazonica, 1335 nucleotides. RefSeq names its product aminoacyl tRNA synthetase complex interacting multifunctional protein 1a (gene aimp1a). Bases 265 to 1176 code for a protein of 303 amino acids. Gene Ontology annotation, molecular function: tRNA binding. The transcript is spliced from 8 exons. The record is from RefSeq and is a predicted model, not a curated record. Lineage: Eukaryota; Metazoa; Chordata; Actinopteri; Batrachoidiformes; Batrachoididae.
UGUUAUCAUCCCUAUGUUGUACAUAUCAAGUCAAUGGGCCCUGGAACAAAAUCCGUCUGAUCUGCUGCAGGUUAGCUCCGCGCUCCGGCUAAUGUUAGCAGCGCUGGUAGCUGGCUAGCUCUUCGCUCGCUGAAGCGUGUCUGGAGUUCAUCUCUAUUGUGUUUCUAAUUUCCUCAUCCACCAACAUUCUGCUUCAUCUUGGGCCAGCUGUUGUUUUCCAGCACCUCCCUACACUAUGGGUUUCUUGUCCGCUCCUUGUUCAGGAUGUCGAGUCACAAUCCACUGAUGAGGCUGGAGCAGCGAGCAGCCGAGGCUGACCAGAUUAUUGAGUACCUCAAACAGCAAAUCCAGUUGCUAAAGGAGAAAGCCAUUGUCCAGGCCAGUGUGAGAGAAGAAAAGAAGCUGAUGGUGGAGAAUGCCAAACUGAAGAGUGACAUCGAGGAGCUGAAAAAAGUGCUGCUGGAGAAGGAGAAGGGGCGGGGAGUGCGAGACAUCCCCAUGCCUUCAGGUGAGGCUGGUGUUGAAUGCAGUUCUCAGCCCAUCCCUCCUCAUCCCUCUGGUCAAUCCUCUUCUGCUUCCACUGCUGCUGUCCAGAGCACCCCACCUAAAGAUGAAAGCAAAAAGAAGAAACCAGAGAAAAAAGGAGAAAAGAAGCAGGCAGUCCCCACUCAGGAUGCUGUCAGUGUGGACGCGUCUCGUCUGGACCUGCGUGUCGGCCGUAUAAUCACUGCUGAGAAGCAUCCAGACGCUGAUACUCUCUACGUGGAGCAAGUCGAUGUGGGAGAGGCUUCUCCGAGGACGGUUGUUAGUGGACUUGUCAAUCAAGUACCAGUGGAUCAGAUGCAAAAUCGCAUGGCAGUUCUACUUUGUAACCUGAAACCAGUAAAAAUGAGAGGAGUGAUGUCUCAGGCUAUGGUCAUGUGUGCCAGUUCACCAGACAAAGCUGAAAUCCUUGACCCACCAGCUGGAGCAGUACCUGGAGACAGGAUUACCUUCCAGGGCUUCCCAGGUGAACCGGACAAAGAGCUAAACCCAAAAAAGAAAGUGUGGGAGCAGAUAAAGCCAGACUUGCUCACAGAUAGUCAAUGUGUUGCAACAUACAAGGGAGCCGCUUUUGAAGUCACCGGCAAGGGAGUGUGCAAAGCCCAAACCAUGGCCAACAGUGAAAUCCACUAAAAUCACAGCUGCUUUGAGAAAAAACUAAAUUAAAAAGCCCUGUUCUCACUCUGCGUUCACCUUUAGCACUUGUCAGGAUGUUGAGAAACAAAAUGAUGAGGAAUGCGAGUAAAUACUUUGAAGAUGUUCAAUAAAUGGGUUUAUAUUGGUUGAUUAAAA